Messenger RNA from Daucus carota subsp. sativus, 1941 nucleotides. Its product is annotated as laccase-6. Gene Ontology annotation, molecular function: hydroquinone:oxygen oxidoreductase activity; copper ion binding. Gene Ontology annotation, biological process: lignin catabolic process. The coding region runs from base 51 to 1760 and encodes 569 amino acids. The transcript is spliced from 6 exons. Lineage: Eukaryota; Viridiplantae; Streptophyta; Magnoliopsida; Apiales; Apiaceae. Gene Ontology annotation, cellular component: apoplast. The record is from RefSeq and is a predicted model, not a curated record.
GGCUCCCAUCUUCCCUCUUUUAGUUACUGUCUGCACACACUCACAAAGGAAUGGCAAAUCUGGGCAUUUCGCUCAGCUUAGGCUUAUUAAUAUAUGCUCAUGCUAUGGAUGUCACGGCAUUAUGGCCAGGAGCAGGACCAACAAGAUAUUAUGAAUUCAGGGUGCAAACCAUGAAGCUCAAAAAACUAUGUCAGACCAACAAAAUUGUGACCAUCAACCAGAUGUUUCCUGGACCAGUUGUGUAUGCUCAAGAGGAUGACCGAGUGAUUGUAAGGGUCAUCAAUGAGACUCCAUAUAAUGCCACAGUCCAUUGGCAUGGUGUGAGGCAGAUGCUGUCAUGCUGGUCCGAUGGUCCUUCUUAUAUCACGCAAUGCCCCAUUCAAUCGGGACAAACAUUCACCUAUGAGUUCAGUCUUGUGAAGCAGAAGGGAACACUUAUGUGGCAUGCUCAUUUCUCAUGGCUCCGAGCAACUGUUUAUGGUGCCAUUGUUAUAUACCCUAAGCUCGGGGUUCCAUAUCCUUUUAAAUCACCUCAUGAAGAGCACAUCAUAAUUUUAGGGGAAUACUGGAUGAGAGAUGUCGUAAAGCUUGAGCAGGCUGUUAUAGCAGAUGGCGGGGUUCCUCCACCAGCAGAUGCUUUUACAAUCAAUGGCCAUCCAGGUCCUAACUACAAUUGCUCCGACAAUGAUGUAUACAAGAUUGAUGUUGUUCCGGGCAAAACAUACCUCUUGAGGCUAAUAAGUGCAACACUGAACACAGAGAGUUUCUUCACAAUCGCUAAUCAUAAGAUAACAAUUGUUGAGGCGGAUGGGGAGUAUGCCAAACCAUUUACCACAGACCGUGUAAUGCUAGGACCUGGACAGACGCUCAAUGUUCUUGUUACCGCAAAUCAACCCAUAGGAAGAUAUUCUAUGGCCAUGGGACCGUACAUUUCUGGCAAAAACGUGUCAUUUCAAAAUAUAUCUUCACUAGCUUACUUCAAUUACUUAGGAGCCUUGCCAAAUAGUGCAGCAGUUGCAGCUAGUCUACCUCGCUUUAAUGAUAAUCUUGCGGUUGCAACAGUGAUGGAUGGGCUCAGAAGCCUCAAUUCAGGUGAUGUACCAAAAGAGAUUGAUGAAAAUCUUUUCUUUACCAUAGGAUUGAACGUUGAAAAAUGUCAGUCCAGCAAUCCUAAGAAAAACUGCCAAGGGAACAAUGGAGGUGUCAUGGCUGCAUCAAUGAACAACAUAACUUUUACCAGGCCUAAUGUUUCAGUUCUGCAAGCUUACUACAGCAAGAUUAAUGGACUAUUUACAGAGGAUUUCCCAGGGGUGCCAUUAAAAUUCUAUGAUUUUGUGAAUGGGGCACCAAAUACAGCUCCUAACAACACUCAGUCAUUAACUGGAACAAGGACCAAAGUUCUUGAAUUCGGGACCAGGGUUCAACUUAUUUUGCAGGAUACUGGUACAGUCACAACAGAGAAUCACCCGGUUCAUCUUCAUGGCUACAGCUUCUAUGUCGUAGGAUAUGGCACUGGGAACUACAAUCCACAGUCGUCAAAAUUUAACCUAGUGGAUCCCCCUUAUAUGAACACCAUAGGAGUUCCUGUAGGUGGAUGGGCAGCCAUUCGUUUCGUUGCUGACAAUCCAGGGGUAUGGUUUAUGCACUGUCACCUGGAGAUACAUUUGACAUGGGGUUUGUCCACUGUAUUCAUAGUGAAGAAUGGGAAAGGUCCGCUUCAGACCCUUCCUCGUCCUCCAGCAGACUUGCCAAGAUGUUGAAGAGAUAAAUUCUUUUUCUUUUAGUUAUUGGAGGUGCAUUUUUACUAGUAAUUUUUAUUAUUACAAAAACAUUUUUGUAUUUCAAGGAAAAAGAUUGGAUGGAAUAGGAAUUAUUGGGGGAAUUGUACUUGCAACAUUUUGCCUUCACUAACAAUAGAAUUGCAAGAAAUGAUUAAAAUUU